Messenger RNA from Menidia menidia (Atlantic silverside), 3393 nucleotides. The record is from the annotation of a GenBank genome assembly. Lineage: Eukaryota; Metazoa; Chordata; Actinopteri; Atheriniformes; Atherinopsidae.
AUGUAUGCAGUGUACAGGCAAGCCCACACCCCCACUGCUGUGGAGUUUUCCGUCUACUGCAACUUCAUAUCCAGCCAGGAGAAAAAUCUGGUGGUCGCUGGAACCUCUCAGCUUUUCGUCUACAGGAUCAUCCAUGAUGUGGAGAGUACCUCCAAGGCCGACAAGCCAUCCGAUGCCAAAACCCGUAGAGAGAAGCUGGAGCAGGUGGCGUCCUUUUCUCUCUUUGGCAAUGUGAUGUCAAUGGCCAGCGUGCAGCUGGUGGGAGCCAACAGAGAUGCUCUGCUCCUCAGCUUCAAAGAUGCAAAGUUGUCUGUGGUGGAAUAUGACCCUGGAACACAUGACCUGAAGACGCUGUCUCUCCAUUACUUUGAGGAGCAAGAGCUCAGAGAUGGAUUUGUGCAGAAUGUUCACAUCCCCAUCGUCCGUGUGGAUCCGGAGAAUCGCUGUGCCGUCAUGCUUGUUUAUGGCACCAAGCUGGUGGUUCUGCCUUUCAGAAAGGACACGCUGACCGAUGAGCAGGAGGGCGGAGUUGGAGAAGGACCCAAGUCCAGCUUCCUGCCCAGCUACAUCAUCGAUGUCCGCGAGCUGGACGAGAAGCUGCUGAACAUCAUCGACAUGAAGUUCCUCCACGGUUACUACGAGCCCACGCUGCUCAUUCUGUUCGAGCCCAACCAGACCUGGCCCGGGCGCGUGGCUGUUCGCCAGGACACAUGCAGCAUCGUCGCCAUCUCCCUCAACAUCAUGCAGAAGGUCCAUCCCGUCAUCUGGUCUCUCAGCAACCUGCCCUUUGACUGCACCCAGGUCAUGGCCGUUCCCAAGCCCAUCGGUGGCGUGGUGGUGUUCGCUGUGAAUUCGCUGCUGUAUCUGAACCAGAGCGUUCCUCCAUACGGGGUUUCCCUAAACUCUCAGACCACCGGGACCACGUCCUUCCCCCUGCGUGAGCACCAUCGCUUUGAUCAGGUUUUGCGCCUGGCGCUUGUGCUUCAAAUGAUGACCCGCGUUUGUCCUGCAGGUGUGCAGGAAGAGGUGAAGAUCACGCUGGACUGCGCUCAGUCCGACUUUAUCGCCUACGACAAGAUGGUCAUCUCGCUGAAAGGAGGGGAAAUCUACGUGUUGACCCUCAUAACCGACGGCAUGAGGAGCGUGCGGGCUUUCCACUUCGACAAAGCUGCAGCCAGCGUCCUCACCACCUGCAUGGUGACCAUGGAGCCCGGCUACCUUUUCCUGGGCUCCCGCCUCGGGAACUCCCUGCUCCUGAAGUACACGGAGAAGCUGCAGGAGACGCCGGCAGAGGAGGGCAAAGACAAGCAGGACAAAGAAAAAGAUAAAGACAAGCAGGCAAGGAGGGAGGGGACAAAAGUGUCUGCACGGAAUAAUUACUUUCCUGGAAUGGCUGCUUCCAACACACAGGAGGAGCCUCCCAGCAAGAAGAAGCGAGUGGACUCCUCCGCCAACUGGACGGAUGAAGUGGACGAGAUCGAGGUGUACGGAAGCGAAGCCCAAUCGGGCACUCAGCUGGCCACCUACUCCUUUGAGGUGUGCGACAGCAUACUGAACAUCGGGCCCUGUGCCAACGCCUCCAUGGGCGAGCCCGCUUUCCUGUCUGAGGAGUUUCAGAGCAACCCCGAGCCUGACCUGGAGGUGGUGGUGUGCUCCGGCUACGGGAAGAACGGCGCCCUGUCCGUCCUCCAGGUCAGUCCUCGUCUCCAUUCCCAAAUCGGAAGAAGCAUCCGACCACAAGUGGUCACCACGUUUGAGCUGCCGGGCUGCCACAACAUGUGGACCGUCAUUUCAAGCGAGGCCAAGGAGGAGAAAAAAGUAACGGCCAGCCAGGCCGCCAAGAGCGACGAGCCGGAGGACGGGGUGAAGGCCGAGACCGAGGACGAGGGCGAGGAUGGGGAGAAGGAGAAAGAAGGGACGGAGAAGGCGGAGGAGAAGCCGGAACCUCCCAUGGAGGACGACGGCAAGAAGCACGGCUUCCUCAUCCUCAGCCGGGAGGAUUCCACCAUGAUCCUUCAGACCGGGCAGGAGAUCAUGGAGCUGGACACGAGCGGCUUUGCGACCCAGGGGCCCACCGUGUUCGCCGGCAACAUCGGAGACAACCAGUACAUCAUUCAGAUCCACUUCAUCCCAGUGGACCUGGGUUCUCCCAUAGUGCAUUGCUCCGUGGCGGACCCGUACGUGGUCAUCAUGACCGCCGAGGGAGUGGUCACCAUGUUCGUGCUGAAGAACGACUCCUACAUGGGGAAGACGCACCGGCUGGCCCUGCAGAAGCCGCACAUUCCCUCGCAGUCCCGCGUCAUCACGCUGUGCGCCUACCGGGACGUGAGCGGCAUGUUCACCACCGAGAACAAGAUCAGCUGCGCCGUGAAGGAGGACGCCGCCGCCGCCGCCGGGAGCCUGUCGGAGGCCGAGACCGUCAUCCAGGAGCUGAGCAACACGGUGGACGAUGAGGAGGAGAUGCUGUACGGCGACUCCAACGCCAGCGCUAAGGAGGAGUCGGGCCGCGGGCUGAUGGCGCCGGCGGGCUCGGGGGGCGAGGGAAACCCCAGCAAAGCAGAGCCCACCCACUGGUGUCUGAUCAUCAGGGAGAGCGGGGUGAUGGAGAACUUCCCCGUGGGCCAGAGAGUGCUGGUGGACAGCUCCUCCGGUCAGUCGGCCGCGCAGGGCGAGGUCAAGAAGGAGGAAGUCACCCGACAAGGAGAGAUGCCGUUAGUCAAGGAGGUGUCCCUGGUUUCCCUCGGCAACAAUCGCAGCAGACCCUAUUUGCUGGUCCACGUGGAGCACGAGCUUCUGAUCUACGAAGCCUUCCCCUACGACCAGCAGCAGCCGCAGAACAAUCUGAAAGUCCGCUUUAAAAAGGUGCCCCACAACAUCAACUUCAGGGAAAAGAAGUCCAAGCUGAGGAAGGAAAAGAAGGCGGAGGGCGGCGAGGAGGCCGCGGUGCUGAAGAGCCGCAUCGCCAGGUUCCGAUACUUCGAGGAGAUCUCCGGCUACUCGGGGGUGUUCAUCUGCGGCCCCUCCCCUCACUGGAUGCUGGUCACCUCCCGGGGCGCCCUGAGGCUCCACCCCAUGACCAUCGACGGCCCCAUCGAGUCCUUCUCUCCAUUCCACAACAUCAACUGUCCCAAAGGCUUCCUCUACUUCAACAAGCAGGUACGGGGAGUGUGUUUCUUUGGCUGUCGCUGGUCAGAGGGGGGGCAGAGGAUGAUGCACAGCGACAGGCGCAGUCUGCAGAACGCCGUCAGGAACAUCCUGGACGGCGAGCUGCUCAACAAGUACCUGUACCUCAGCACCAUGGAGCGCAGCGAGCUGGCCAAGAAGAUCGGAACCACGCAGGACAUCAUCCUGGACGACCUCCUGGAGAUCGACAGGGUAACGGCUCAUUUCUGA